Molecule: messenger RNA, 1002 nt
Organism: Urocitellus parryii (Arctic ground squirrel)
Lineage: Eukaryota; Metazoa; Chordata; Mammalia; Rodentia; Sciuridae
Gene: Rgs18
Product: regulator of G protein signaling 18
Source: RefSeq, a predicted model, not a curated record
CUUUUGUCUGUUUCCCUUUUCUUUCUUUUUUGGAAGCCCUGUUGAAAGAGUUGAGACAGUUUUGUAUUCUACCAUGCAUAACUACAGACUAGCACUCACCAGUGAACUACAGAAGGAUGGUAAGAUACUAGACAUCUCUUCAUUUUAGAGGGAACAUGGAAACAUCAUUUGUCUUGUUUUCUCAAUUAAAUAUGUGUGAAACAAAAGAAAAAGCUUUUUUCAAGUUAAUACAUGGUGGUCUAGGAAAAGAAGCAGCGAGCAAAGAGGCCAAAACCAGAGCCAAGGAAAAAAGAAAUAGGCUAAGUCUUCUUGUGCAGAAACUUGAGUCACAUGAAGAGACCCACUCCAGUAGAUUUGAGGCCUUGUCCAAAGAAUUGAGAGUCUCCCCUGAAGAAGCAGUGAAAUGGGGUGAAUCAUUUGACAAACUGCUAUCCCAUAGAGAUGGACUGGAUGCUUUUACCAGAUUUCUUAAGACUGAAUUCAGUGAAGAAAAUAUCGAAUUUUGGAUAGCCUGUGAAGAUUUCAAGAAAAACAAGGAACCUCAACAAAUUACACUUAAAGCAAAAGCAAUAUAUGAGAAAUUUAUACAGAGUGAUGCUCCCCAAGAGGUUAACCUUGAUUUUCACACCAAAGAAGUCAUUACUAAGAGCAUCACCCAACCUACCCUCCACAGUUUUGAUGCUGCACAAAGCAGAGUAUAUCAGCUCAUGGAACAAGACAGCUACACGCGUUUUCUGAAAUCUGACAUCUAUUUAGAAUUGAUAGAAGGAAGACCUCGGAGACCCACAAAUCUUAGGAGACGAUCACGCUCAUUUACCUAUAAUGAAUUCCAGGAUGUGAAAUCAGAUGUUGCCAUUUGGCUAUAAGGAAAAUUGGUUUAUCUCAUUUUGAUGGUAAACUUGUAUCUCAGCUUCUAAGAUAUAAUAUGUUUGCAUUAAGAAAUUAUUCUAUCUUUUAAAAUGUACCACAUGAAAGAAUUUUAAAAAUAUAAAUCAAAGCUUU